ACCUCGGAGCACAUACAGCCCCUCCGACUACCACAUCUCUGUGCCUCCCUAUUCACCUACUCUCUUUGAUUCUUCAACCAUCCACGUCCUACCGGAUCGUGUCACGUCUUUUCUCUGUGCUGCCCACCGUCGUCGAUAGAGCACGAUGUGUGAAAUUGAGUGCUUCGGGAACUACCACCGCGGGUGCGAGCACUACGUGAAGCUCUACGAGAGCGGGAACAAGACGGAUUGCGGCUCGGCGAGCUGCGCGCUGAGCGUCGCGCACCAACAUCGUCCAGGGCAGCGCGUCUGCACCUGCUCGAAGGUGCCUCGUGAAUGCCGGAGGGUGCUGAGCCUGAUCCACGAGAGAUGCGAUAACUGCACCCGCGCGGCGUGGGCCACGUUGGAGCGCGAGUCAGGCCGGGUCUGGUGACACCCCUCCGCGUUGCCGCGCCUUGAUCUUUCGCUAAGCGACAGGGAGGAAUGUGCUUCGCUUGCCAGUUCCACGACCCCCUAGAGAACCGGAGCUCGGUUUGCUGUUGACCACACUAGUUCUCUUGCUCGGGAGUUCUUGGGUCACUGCACCAUCUUCCUAUCCUCACUUUUUCUUGGAUUUAUUGUGCAGGGAACUAUUAAUCUGUGUACUACUCUUAUGUAGUUGUAUCGAUACCGAGCAUUGCAAUGUACGAUAAGCGCAUUUA
Dichomitus squalens LYAD-421 SS1 is the source of this 680-nucleotide messenger RNA. RefSeq lists its product as uncharacterized. The coding region runs from base 146 to 412 and encodes 88 amino acids. The record is from RefSeq and is a predicted model, not a curated record. NCBI's taxonomy places the organism in Eukaryota, Fungi, Basidiomycota, Agaricomycetes, Polyporales, Polyporaceae. The transcript is spliced from 4 exons.